Molecule: messenger RNA, 2719 nt
Organism: Apodemus sylvaticus (European woodmouse)
Lineage: Eukaryota; Metazoa; Chordata; Mammalia; Rodentia; Muridae
Gene: Shq1
Product: SHQ1, H/ACA ribonucleoprotein assembly factor
Exons: 11
Coding region: 87-1808 (573 amino acids)
Biological process (GO): box H/ACA snoRNP assembly
Cellular component (GO): cytoplasm; nucleoplasm
Source: RefSeq, a predicted model, not a curated record
GCGCUGUGGCAGUCGGCGCGGGUCUGUCGCGUGGGGGACCUGUCGUGUGCCUAUCGGUCCUGUGGUGGCUUCAGGCGCGCGCAGCGAUGCUUACUCCUGCGUUCGAGCUGACCCAGGACUGCGACUUCCUCACCAUCGCCAUCCGCGUGCCCCACGCGCGCGCCUCCGAGUUCGACGUGUACUUCGAGGGGGUGGACUUCAAGUUCUACGCCAAGCCGUACUUUCUGAGAUUAACACUGCCUGGAAGGAUUGUAGAAAAUGGAUCUGAGCAGGGAUCCUAUGAUGCAGAUAAAGGAAUUUUUACCAUUCGAUUGCCCAAGGAAACUCCUGGCCAGCAUUUUGAGGGGCUGAACAUGUUAACUGCUCUUUUGGCACCAAGAAAAUCCAGGUCUGCCAGACCACUUGUGGAGGAAAUAGGUGCUUCCGGAGUGUCUGAGGACGGAGCUGAUGAUGAGGACGAAGAGUUUGACUGGGAAAUCGAGCAGACUCCCUAUGAAGAGGUCUCAGAAAGCACUCUGCAGUCACAGUGUCACUAUGGAUUUGGAAACCUGCGGGCCGGUGUGGUUCAGCGGUUACAGGACGAACUGAGUGAGGUUAUCGAUAUUAAGGAUCCAGAUUUCACUCCUGUGACUGAACGGAGGCAGAGACGCCUGGCUGCUGAGUUGGCCAAGUUUGAUCCAGAUCAUUAUCUAGCCGACUUCUUUGAGGACGAGGCCGUUGAGCAGAUUUUGAAGUACAAUCCUUGGUGGAACGCUGCACAUGCAGAGAUGACGGCCUGGUUGGGAAGGAGCCAAGACCAAGGAGAUGCUGCUGCUUUAGUGUCUUUUUCAGAAGAGGAAAAAUAUCAACUACGAAAAUUUGUGAAUAAGUCUUACCUGCUGGACAAGACAGCUCACCGUCAAGUGUACUACAGUUUAGUUGACAUCCUCCUGGCCUACUGCUAUGACGUGCGUGUCACUGAAGGAGAGCACAGCGUUGAGUCUGCAUGGACCAUCAGAAAGUUGAGCCCAACACUCUGCUGGUUUGAGACAUGGACAGACAUUCAUGAAAUCCUGGUGUCCUUUGGAAGGAGAGUUUUGUGCUAUCCAUUUUAUCGUCAUUUCAAGCUGGUGCUGAAAGCCUACAGAGACACCAUAAAGAUACUGCAACUAGGUAAGAGUGCAGUUUUAAAGUGUCUCCUGGAUGUUCACAAAAUCUUUCAGGAAAAUGACCCAGCAUAUAUUUUGAAUGAUCUCUACAUCUCAGACUACUGUGUAUGGAUUCAGAAGGCCAAGUCCAAAAAGUUGGCUGCCCUAACGGAAGCCUUGAAAGCAGUCUCACUCAGUAAGGCCCAGCUGGGGUUGGAGCUGCCAGAACUGGAAGCAGCAGCGCUUCUAGUGCAGGAGGAGGAAAGCGCAGGAAGAGCAGCCCAGGGCAGUCCCUCUCAGCAAGGUCCUCACUGCAGUCCUGAGCCCAGUGACUCGGACAGCACCUCAUCAUCAUCUGACACAGAAGACUCAGCAUCGUCAGAGCAAGAGGAGCUUGUUGGGACCCAGCCCUCCCUGCUCACUUCUCUACAAGACCCCCUCUUGGAAGAGAACAGCACCCUGAUCAUCAGGGAUAGUGGGCUCUGCGGAAGCACGGCCAGCCAGGGAUGUGAAGUCAGUCAAGAGCAGCCACUGGCCUCUCCUCAGACUCCUCUGAUAGAGGAGGUUGGAGAUGAGCUGAAGACUGUGCUUCGGAUUUCCACACCUUGUGGAGUCAAUGCUGGGAGCCACGGCAGUACACUGGGUGCAGAGGAGGGGGAGGGGUCAGGCGCCCUGGACUGACUCAGGUGCUUGGCUCAUUGUGGGGCACUGGGUCAACUGUGCUCCCGUACAGAAGUGGAAUUUCUGAUUUUGAUUGUGUACUUUUUCUGUGUGAGCAUAGGACAUUGUGUUUCAGUGAGGUAACAUUUAUGCCUUUCAAAUUUUUUAUUUUGCAACUUGAAAAGUAAAGUUCUAAAGUAUUCUUUAUAAGGUGUAAAUAAUUAAAAAUGAAGACCAUAGCUCUACUAGGAAAAUCUCUAGACUGAGGUUCUCAAUAUCCCUAAUGCUGUGACCUUUUAAUACAUGUCCACAUGUUGUGGUGACCACCAACCAUAAAAUUAUUUUGUUGCUACUUCCUAACUGUAAUUUACAACUGUUACGAAUUGUAAUGUAAAUAUCUGAUAUGCAGGCUAUCUGAUAUGUGACCCUGAAGAUGUCAUGACCCACAGGUUGAAAAACGCCAUGCUCUAGACUGUAACAGGACACCAUGGACAGGUAGCACUCAUAUUUGAAGUGUGCACUGUGAGGAAAUACUAACAGGUGAACACACCAAGUGACAUGCUCGCUGCAAUUAGGGUAAUAAAUUCCCCCAUCAUCUCCAGAUGUUCUUGGACCCUUUGGCAUCCCUUUCUCCAGGCCAGAUGCCACACACCCGUGUCCCCUGAUCUGCUGUGUCACAGUCAGGAGCUUACGUUGCUUGCAUUGUACAUAAACUGAAGGCUGCAGCAUGCACUUUUCAGAGAGCUCAUUUCACUGCACACAAUUAUCAUGAGAUUGAAGUGUGUGCUAAUAUGCACCAAGACUUCUGUGUUGUCUUCUCAGAGCAGAGACCAUUUCUUGGAAUAGAUUUGUCCCUUCACCCACUGACGGACAUUUGAGUUGCUGCCACUGUUUUGACUGUUAAUAAAACGGUUGUGAGUGUUUGGAUACAA